This is a messenger RNA of Achroia grisella, 2768 nucleotides long. RefSeq lists its product as uncharacterized. Lineage: Eukaryota; Metazoa; Arthropoda; Insecta; Lepidoptera; Pyralidae. The record is from RefSeq and is a predicted model, not a curated record. Bases 413 to 1729 code for a protein of 438 amino acids. The transcript has a single exon.
UCUUGACACUUUUUACUCAACAAAAUAAUUUCAAUUAUUUAUUUGUAUGUCACUCACUUAUGUGGAAUGUACGUACAUACCUCAAACGUCGGUAGUGGAGAAGGGAUAAUGAUAAUUAUGAACGAGUUGUGAACAUAGUUACGUUAAUUGCUAUUAGUUAUGUAGAUUAUCAAACGUCAAGUCGCUAUUGUUUGUAGCCGCGAGUUCACAAGUGCAAUCUAAAAACUUCACCAUCAUAUUUUCCCACGGAAUGCAAAGAAAGUCGUGAAAGGUUUAAGUCUGAAGCAGUGUUAUGAUUGUCAGUGCCUUAUAUUUAAAAGUUUUUAUACACAAUUAAGAAAAAUAUUACGAUAUGUUUUAACUGUUGACUUAUUGGUAUUGAAAAUUGUGUUAUUUGUUACAAUACACGGCCAUGGCGGGAUUUCAAGCCCGCGAUACUAUGCCAAAAAUGGGCCACGUGACGGACCUCCGGGAACAGUGGCUGGUGCGAGCUGAUGGUGCACUGGCGCACCGUUUGCAAGACCGAGAGAUAUCCUCACAUUUGUGUGAGAACAGGUACCGUAACCAGCAGAUUCGUGAAGAUUUUCCGCUCGCUUUAAACGAACAGAGAGGGAUAGACCAUGAAUUGCAUUUGCGUGAGGCAUCGCGUGUGCGUCAAGCCGAGAUAGACGCGGAAAUAGCUAGAGAAAUAGCCGAGAUUAAUCUACGUAGGCAGCGCCGUCAGCAUUCCGAAUUACUGCAGCAACCGAGCUCCUCUAGAGCACCGCCCCCUGCACCAUUACCGGAGAGCAAUGAUCUUGAUCCUGUACAACUCGGGUUGUCUCCUGUUGAGCUGGAAGAAAUGAGGAAACGACUGGAACAAGAGGAAUAUGAUGCAAGGUUAGCCAGAGAAUUGAGUCAUGAAGUGCAAGAUCAAGAUGCGUUAUUAGCCGACAUGCGAUGUGCUGUUGAGGCUCAGGAUGGAGAACUAGCGAGGCUCCUGCAGGAACGGGAGUAUAAGAAACUGCAACGAGCAAAAGAGAAAGCAAGACAGAAGGCAUUGUUGAAGAAACAGCAGCGGUUGGCGCAGCAAAGAGAGAAUGAUCUACCUCAAUCUCAACAAGCAACACUAUGUGAUGCAUACAGUAACCCACGUGAUAUAAUAAGAGAUAACAGACUUCGAUUAUGCAAAUCUGUUGAUUCCGAUCUGAAUUAUGUUGAGCCGUUUGAAAAGGAACAUAUUCAGUCCAAAGCCAGUGCUUUACAAUCAAAGGAAAUAUCCAACCAGUACUUCUCUCAAGAACCUGGUACUUCAAACAGCACUUACAGUCAUGGUAGAUCUGAUUUGAAUAGAGAGAGUUCACCAAGUGGCAAUAAUGCCUCGUUGCUGCAACAUAGACAGCCUCCUCCACCACCGAUGAUGGGGAAGAAGCCCAGAUUCCCCGACCCAGUGAGCAUCAGGCCCGCAUCCCACUAUCCGACUGAUAACCCUAUACCAGUUAGCGACAUUCCCCCGAGUCCCCCAGAUGUGUCAAGUAUACCACAUAGUUAUAGUGAAAAUAACAAUUUAUACAGCUCUACAUUUCCAAUGGAUAAUGGUAACAGUCCUGCACAGCGCUUGGCUCAUGAUGGCAGAAUGGACAAUUCGAAAAGACUGUCAGUUAUAUCAGAUAUAACUGCUGAAGGCCUAGCCAAGAAAAAGAGUAAACAAGAAAUGCAAAAAAAACGAAGGGCCUGUAAAAUACAGUGAUCCCUUUAAACCUCAACAAAGGUCAUGUACUUAAGAUUAACAAAAUGAUGAUUGGAAGAAAACAUCCAGAUUUAUCUGAUACACACUCAAACAAGAAUUAUUUUGUGAUAGAUAAUUAAUAGCAGCUGAUUUUAUAGUCAAUAGCAUUACUCAUUUUAUUGAAGCUAAUUCAAUAUUAUAAUAUUUUCGAAAAUAACAGAUUUACUAAGUCACUGGAUGACACGACACAUCUACAAAAAAAAUAUUAAAUAUGAUAAAUUUCCCUAUAAUAUGAUAAAUAUGACUAUAUUUAUCAAAACUGUGGCAUUAGUUUUUUUUCAUUGCUUUACAUUAAUGACAAUUAAUGUUUUUUUUAUUAAUAAAACUGACAAUGAUUAUGGCAAUCGAAAGAAAACAUGAAAAGAAUGAAAAGAUGCAGAACACAAAAAAUAGAUUUGAUUGAAUUAAGAAUCUCAUUUAAAAAGAAAAAAGAUUCUCAUUUAAAAAAAGAAUCUCAUGCUUUUUUUUAAUUCAGUAAAAAUUAAUAACAAGUAUUGAAUUGAAUGAUUAUUGCUCAAAAGUUUAUACAUAUAUCAAAACAUUUCAGUUAUUUGCAACUGUAUACUGAUUAUCUUUAUACAUUUAAGCUGUUUAUUUAGUGUAGGAUAUUAUUUAUUUCAUAAUCUUAAUAUAAAUUAUAUAUAUUUUGCAGAUGUACCUGCAUGUACCAAUGAGCCAUUUUUAUAAUUCUAAGGUCUUGUUGUGCCUUAUGUAGAAGUUAAGUACUAAAUUACAUUCCAAUUUGUGAUUGGUCAUUAUUUUGUAAUUCUAAAUUUGAAUAUUAAGAGCACUGUAUUAAUAAAAAAAUAAUAGGUAUUUUAUGUCUUUAGAAACUAACAUAACAGCUAUUUUCUCAUCUAUUGUUUACCAAUAUAUAUAGUGUAAUAUAUUUACAAUUACUGCAGUAUAAACUUUUAAGACAUGUUAUAUGUUGACUUGGAACCUGUUCUGUAACACUUGCAAUUCUUCCUUAUUUCAAACAGAUUAAAAUUAAGGAUAU